CGCCGCGUACGACGGUGACACCGCAACGCUGGCUGGCUCGCAACCGUUCAGUCAAUUAUGCCAACGCGUUCCUGAGGUGAAGGAGAGCAGCCGCGUCGCACAUCCGUGUCGGAGCUGAGCCGACGAGGCACACAAGGAAGUGAAAACAAUACUCAAAGCACCAUGGAGGGGGCAGAAGUUACAUUUUUAUUCCAGUUUGGUCUGAUACGUGACACAGUCACGGUCGAUAGCAGCACACUUACUCUUAAGGUCCUGAAAGAUCUUGCCUGUGAUUUUAUAAACACCAAGUGUCUGGAGCAUGGAUUAAAUCAUCUGUUUGAGAGAUUAAUUUUGUUCAAGCACGAUUACAACUCCACGAACAUUUUGCAGCUGGUUACAAAUGCUACAGAGAUAGUGGAUGAGACCCUAGUAGAAAUCGUGUUGACUGCACAAGUGCCAAGUGAAUACAUUCCCAUUCGACCUCAUGCCUUAGCAGUACAUUCCUACAAAGUCCCAACAUUCUGCGAUUUUUGCGGUGAAAUGUUAUUUGGGCUUGUUCGACAAGGUCUCAAGUGUGAAGGUUGUGGUAUGAACUAUCAUAAAAGAUGCGUUAUCAAAGUGCCGAAUAACUGUUCGCAAGAUACAACUCAAAGACGGCGCAGCUCGGCCGUGCUGAAUGUACCGAGAUCGCCGAGUCAGGGUUCCACCAGCAGCCUGACAAGCAAUACUGAUGAUAAUCACAGUUCAAAUAGCACACUUAACACAAGCCAAAAUAAUAGUUUGGCAAUACCAAGUAUAAUGGCACCAAAACAGUCCUCUUCGCCGAUAUUGGGAGGACGGCCUGUUUGGGUGGAGCGCGAGCUCGCAACGCGAAUAAAAAUUCCACACACAUUCGUAGUACACACAUACACGCGCCCAACUGUAUGUGGACACUGUAAAAAGUUGCUAAAGGGUAUAUUUAAGCAAGGCCUUCAGUGUAAAGAUUGUCAAUACAAUACGCACAAAAAAUGUAUGGAUAAAAUACCAAAAGACUGUACCGGAGAAAAUCCACGAGAUAAUAUAGGCGAAUACACAGAUAGCGGCGUUGGCAGUGAAUUAGAAACCAAAUGUGAUAUUAGAAAUGAAGAAGCUGAUGCUGACAGUGAUACAGAAUCAUCGCCACUAGUUCAAGAUGCAUCAUUUACAAACAAUGAGACUAAAGCGCCCAGUGAUUACCCAAAUCAUGCACGAUGUAAUGAUGAAGUUAUUUUUGAUGAAAAUCAGAAAUCACGACCGUCAAGCUGUAAUUCUACACCAAGUAACAACAUUCCAUUAAUGCGGAUAGUACAAAGUGUGAAGCAUACCAAGAAACGUGGAUCUAAAGUAUUAAAAGAAGGUUGGAUGGUACAUUUUACAAAUCGCGAUCCAGUCAGAAAAAAACAUUAUUGGCGACUUGAUACAAAGUCUAUAACGUUAUUCCAAAGUGAGAAUGGUUCUAAAUAUUAUAAAGAAAUACCAUUGGCCGAAAUUUCAGCAAUUGAAACAGCUAAAACACCUCGUUCAUAUAUAAUGCAUUGCUUUGAGCUAAAAACUGCCCAUGCCGAUUACUAUGUUGGGGAGGAUCCAUCAUACGGAGAUAAUUGCGGCCAAGUCUCUCCUCCCGAAAGUGGUAUCGGAGCUCACAUAGCUAGAUCGUGGGAAACUACUAUUAGACAAGCACUUAUGCCUGUAACUGUGUCGACUAAUCAAGAGGAAUCUAACGAGCCUACCGAACCCGAGGAGAAUAUUACCGAUAUGUCACAAUUGUAUCAGAUCUUCCCAGAUGAGGUUUUAGGAUCUGGACAAUUCGGCAUAGUUUAUGGAGGUGUUCAUCGUAAGAGUGGCCGCGCGGUCGCCAUAAAAGUCAUCGAUAAGCUACGUUUUCCCACUAAGCAAGAAGCCCAACUGAAAAACGAGGUAGCCAUACUGCAAAAUCUGUCGCACAGUGGAGUAGUAAAUCUGGAGCGUAUGUUCGAGACGCCAGAGCGAAUAUUCGUGGUGAUGGAGAAACUGAAGGGCGACAUGUUGGAGAUGAUCCUCAGCUCCGAGAAAGGACGGCUUAGCGAACGGAUAACCAAGUUCCUUGUGACGCAAAUUCUGGUCGCAUUGAAACACCUCCACAGUAAGAACAUCGUGCACUGCGAUCUAAAGCCGGAGAACGUGUUACUAAGCAGCGACACGGACUUUACCCAGGUGAAGUUAUGCGAUUUUGGAUUUGCGCGAAUAAUUGGCGAGAAGAGCUUCCGAAGAAGCGUCGUCGGCACGCCGGCAUACCUCGCACCGGAGGUGUUGCGGAAUAAAGGCUAUAAUCGUUCUUUGGACAUGUGGAGCGUUGGCGUAAUUAUAUACGUGUCGUUAAGUGGCACUUUUCCUUUCAACGAGGAGGAAGACAUUAAUGAACAGAUUCAGAACGCUGCCUUUAUGUAUCCACCAACUCCGUGGAAAGAAAUUUCAAGUGAUGCUAUUGACUUGAUCAAUAAUCUUCUACAAGUUAAGCAGAGGAAGAGAUACACUGUAGAUAGAAGCUUGCAACACGCGUGGUUACAAGAUUAUCAAACAUGGUGCGAUUUGAGGAAAUUGGAGCAGAAAGUCGGCUAUCGCUACUUGACUCACGAAAGCGACGACGCACGUUGGCUGGCGUACAGUAAUCAGGAAACAUGACAGAACUGUACGCCUGUACUGAACAUCGAGGCAUUACCGACUUCCUUGUCACUGCACAAAGGCUGGGCUCGAUACGCUCGAGCUACUCUACGGCGAUUUAUUCGUGCCUGACUCAUUAAAAGUACGUAAAAACUAGUACAACUUUGUCUUUCGGGCAAUAUCCCGAAUAUGUCGCUCUCCGUUCUUCUAGAAAUCAGAAUCAAUAUCGGGAUCUGAAUUUGAUAUUUCGGGAUACUGCUACUUUCUCCAAAAUACUUAAUAACAUUAUUAUACUUAAUAACAUAACAUUCAAAAAGCUUCCAUAACGUUAACAUUCCUACAAAGUGGUCCUAGCACAAAACAUGAUAUAUAUAGUAGUGAUAAAUAAAAAUGAUAAGCGAAAAACGCUUUGCAGACAAAUAUUUAGGCCAAAAUGUCGCAUUUGGUAGGUAACCAAACUCCAUUUUAAAUACCUAACUUCAGAUUUUAUUUGCAGAGAUUGUGUUGUCUCUAUAUAAGCUAUUUAAUCUACAUUAUAACAAUGUAGACAUUUUUAUUGCUUUAAUUCUAUAAGCUUGUAUAUUUAGAAUAACGUUACUACAUGUUACUUUAUAAAGCAUUUUAGAUGUUUUAUUAUUACUUUUAUUAUGCUCUUCUUGGGGUAACUUUAUAUUUUAUUGAUAUAAUUUGCUUUUUAAUGCAUAAUGAUAGUUUAUGAUAAAUUUAUUUCUAUACUAAUAUAUAACUUUAAAAAAUUUUAAUUUAAAAUAUAUAAGGAAAUCUCAGUUGAAAGCUUUAUUUGCUUUCACAGUAAAUUAAUGGUGAAUAUAGUCCAUUUCCCAUGCAUAGAAUACUGCUUCAUAUAAAUUAUUUGUGUAUUAAGAUUACUUUACGUACUUAAAUUACUUUGAUUUUGCAUGUAAAUUGACAUAUUUUCCUAUUUAUUGUAAAUAAAAUAUAUUACUAAAUCAUUGAAUACAAUUAUAAAUUAUUUAAAUAUUUAUAAAAAACUAUGACCUAUACUUCUAAAUUUUAAUUCCAAUUUUUUCAUUCUAUGUAUGGGUAUAGAUAUAUAUCACUGAUGUUGGACUAUAUGUGCAAAACAUAUACAUUAUAAGUUGAUAUUGAUCAAAUAAUUUAUGUUGCGUUCAUUUAAAUAUUUUUUUAUAUCUUUUUACAUCUUUGAUGUUUAUAUAUUAUGUUAUAAUUUUGAUCUGUUUUAAAUAUUUAAAGAAAGAUAAUGAGAAGGAAGAAAUUUUUCCAAAACUUUUUGAAGAUCUGUUUUAAAUAUAAAUUUUAAAAAUUGUAGCAUUACUUUUAAGAGAUAGCUGUUUUAUGUAAAGAAAAUAUAAUCAUAAUAUAUAUCUAUUAAUUUAAAGUAUAGUAUAUGUAUAUGUUAACAUAUGUUAAUUCAUUAAAGCAUUUAAAGUAUAGUAAGCAUAAAAUGGUGAUAUGUGGUAUCUUAAAUUUUAUUAGUAAUUGGUGAAUCUCUGUUAAUUUGACUAUUGAUCUAAGCUUUAUAGCUUUAAAGAAUAUUCAAUUGUUCUUUAUGAUUAUUACAUGAUAUUAGAUAAUUAGACCGUCUUUGAAAUGGAUAUUUAAAUGCGGUGACUAUAUAUUCUCUUUCUAAAUUUUGCUUACCGAUGAUAUGGAACGAAGAUUGUGUCAGUAGUCAAUAUGAGAUAAAUGAGGUUGACUUAGAUUAGCAAGCUAUAAAUUAGUAUUAUAUGCGAGAGAACUUAUUAAAAUUAUUAAGAUGGUGCAAAAAAGAUUUGUUACGUUUAUUAGAUAAACUCAAAAACGAAUAGUCUUGCAGCUAUUUUUGUCAAAUCAAGUAAUUACCAUCGAUUUCAAUGCACUGUUUGCCAUUUAGAGCGAACAUUUUUAAAUACCUUUUUAAAGAAUUUAAAUAACUAUUUAAAACAGAAUUUAAUAAAGAACCAACGAAUCUUUUGCACUAACCUAAUAAUUGAUUUAUUCAAAUAAAUCUAUUCGAAAUAUUGCGUAGUUAAAUAGUUAAGACAAAGAUAAGCGCAAUUUUCCCGAAAGGAAAUAUUUCUAUAUUGAAUAACUUCUAUAAAGAGAAUAUAUUCGAUUUUGAAUAAUUGGAUCCGCAUCGUAAAUUGACAUUGGAUCAUAAAUUGACAUAAUACCCUUAAAAAUACGGCCUAUAUCUUUAAAAAUGUAUAAUCUUUGUAAGUAGAAAUAAUAUAAAACUACUUGUACGUUUUAUUUUGUAUCGCGUAACUCUGCGAUUUUUACGUUCUUUAAGAACAGUAAAUAUAUAUCCAAUGAGGACACCACAAUGCAAAAAUGACGAUAAACAUUAACCAAUAUACACUUGUAACAUAAGAGAUAUACAUGCGCGCAUCGCACAACAGGCGUUAAUAUUUGUUAUAUUUUAUAAGAACUUUUAAAAGUUUAUCGUAAUCUUACUCGUAGGAUAUCAUAAAUCAAUGUCUUGUGCGCAUAUUUUACACACAUAACACACACACACACACACACACACACACACCUUUCUACACUUAAGGGAGAUCCGCUGCUAAAUCAAAAUGAAUAAAUUUUCAUGAAACUAGAGAAGUUCAAAUUAGUGAUAUAAAUUGACUGUCAAAAUUCCAGAAAGCUGAACUAGCUAGUUAUUUAGAUAUUAAAUCUUUUAUUAACAUGGGCUGUUAUGGGAAUCGAUGAAUUUUCAGAAUUUUUCAGUUUUUAUUGUAUUAAACAUAGAAGUAAUGAACAGAUGUUAGUGAAACUUUACAAUAAUACAUCUUAGCUGUCCAGAAAAUAACUAUUAAAUUUUUGAAACGAUGCACUUGCUCGUUUGAGUGAAAUAAUUGAUAAGGUAAAAAAAGUUUACAAUAAUCGAAGUAAUACAGCACGUAAAUGUGGUAAAUGUGUGCUAGUAAUAUAAUAUGAAUUUCAAAUUGUUGUAUUUAGUUAUCUAAGGGGUGGUAUAAUAGUGAAAAAUGUUUAUUCUCAAUUUUUUAAAAAAUUAUUUCAGUAAUGAAGGUAGUACUUUAUAGCCGAUUUUUUUCUUAUAUUCACCAUUAUUAACUUAAAUUUAGACCAUAUGCAGCAAAAAAAGAAAGCAACAAAAUAGUCAUUUGAAUAUUUUUCUUUACUUGAACCUUUGUGCCACUUGUUGUACCGGGCCUGAGCAGAGGAACUCCCUUAAGAAUACUAUUUACACUAUAAAAAUGUAAUCUCGUAAGUCGUGCGUGUGCGAUCAAUUUCGUGCUCACGGAGAAAAAAACGCAGCAUUUACAAUACUCCAUGCAUUUAAUGCCAAUGCAUUUAAAUGUUCUUCCCGCAUAAGAGGAAGGAAGAUACUCCAAUAUAGGAACAAACGCUAACGUUGUCGUAAUCUCUUAUACUUACCAGCGUGCGCUAAUCUUGUAUGCUUUUACGCGUUCGCGGUCGGAAGACAGGAUAUACAUAUAUAAGCAAUGUUCAUAUGAUACUUACAGAGUUUUAUUGACUCUUAUGUAAUUGCACAGAAAAAUUUGACUUGCAUUUUAUUCGUACUUUAAGCGGCAUUAGUACUUUCUGAAAGAAAAGCGCAAUUAGAUAAUGCAUAUGUUAUGCUCGAAAAAUCCAAGAUAAGAAGACAUCACAUCAAGGUCGCGUUAUCACCGCAAACUACAAAUAUCUUGAACAAUACGGAUUGCCGGCUUAUGUACUUAGUGCCAGGUGAAACUCACAAUUUGUAUGUUAAUUCUUUUUGUAGUAGAAGUAGUAAGGAGUUUUUUGUAGUAACGAGGGAUUAUAAUCAUAACAAGCGGCAGCACGACUCAUGUACGCGCGUUUCUCUUCGCAGUGCGUAAAUCGAGCGAGAGAAGAUGGCUUUUCAGUGCCACGCGAGUGAGUUUUGAUAUUAAAUUAAUUUGUAUGAUAUUGCUCUAAGCCUUUUAUCUUGAAAAUGGUACCAAUAAACUAAAAAUUUGCCUUAUCUUAUC
This is a messenger RNA of Monomorium pharaonis (pharaoh ant), 6593 nucleotides long. It is a transcript of the gene PKD, whose product is annotated as serine/threonine-protein kinase D3. The record is from RefSeq and is a predicted model, not a curated record. Gene Ontology annotation, biological process: protein phosphorylation. The transcript has 13 exons. Lineage: Eukaryota; Metazoa; Arthropoda; Insecta; Hymenoptera; Formicidae. The coding region runs from base 163 to 2658 and encodes 831 amino acids. Gene Ontology annotation, molecular function: protein serine/threonine kinase activity; ATP binding.